GGAUGAGCGGGAGUGUGAGAGCCGCAGGUCGUGUCCCCCGCGCGACUGAGAGACGCGCUCCAUCCCGCGGGCCUCGACCUAAAGAAGUCCCGCUUCUGCAGCUGGACGGACUGAGGGACGGAGAGGACGAGGACGCUGAUGUUAUUCCCGUUCCUGGAAAAACCCUGGGAGCGGCGUCAGCCCUGAGCUGGGGUUCGGCUCCUUCAUCCAGAACACUGCAGAAAUGGGAUGUCGGGGGGGCGGAGACGCAGGAGGAACAUGUCUCAGUGUCGGCGUCUUCUCAGUACAGCUACAGAGACUUGACCUUAAGAUCUGCCAGCAGUCUCAAAGUCAACAUGGAACCAGCUUAUCACAGCUCACACACUUUUACCGAGCGCCAUCACAAACAGACAGACCUGAGCCACACCCGACCCAGGAAGCUGGAAGCGGAGGGCGUGGAGAUGGAGAGGAGACGGCAGGCUGUGAUGGAGCAGGUGAUGGCUGAUCAGCUCUCCAGAGCCGUUAUCAGCGACCCGGAACAAAAUUCCGCAAACUCAGACAACUUUACAGCUCGACACAAGAGGACUUUACACCACACCAUGGUGAAAACGCCGAAAUCUUUAACAGAGAACAUCCUGUCCUACAAACUCUGCUUUCAUGCCAGAAUUGUCUCACGGUGUGGGCGUGAAGCCUGUCGAGAGCUGAUUGGCUUCUACUUCACAUGUGAUCAGACUCUAACAGUGUAUGAGUAUCGCAGUUUUGGGAAGAACAGAUGUAAUGCACUACCAUUUAUUGCGCGUGGGGUUUAUAGGAUUCGAGGGCGUCCAUAUUGUCUCUCUGACAUCUCACAGGGUUUAAAUCUGCGCUUCAGUACAGACGGACCGCACGUCCCUGAAAACCUGAGACAGCGGCCGUAUCUCACUCUCAGAGUUACUGAUGUGGACGAGGAUGCCAAGGGUUCACUAUUACUGCGGUGCAGAGAAACUGAAGCUCAUCUUUCUGCAGAGGAAAUAAACGAUCGGAAAAUGCUAACGGCGGUUCAGGCGUCUGUGCGUGAGAGGCUGAGGGGUCGCGCUAUCCGAACUCUGAUGGUGUUAGGAAGGAGACUGCAGAGUUUAGAUGUGAAUCAGAACGGCAUUGUGGGUAAAGAUCAGCUCAGAGAGUGUCUGAUGGAGGAGCUGAGUCUCAGUAAACAGGAGGUGGAGGUGUUGUGGAGGGCCGUGGGGCUUCAGAGGGAGCUGGUGCUAGACUGUGCUGAGACUGUAUGUGCCGUGACCGGAGACAUGAACGAGACCAGAAAAGCCGUGUUUAUUAAGGUUUAUAUUAAACUCGACCCAAAUAAAACAGGUUCAGUUUCUCUGACUGACAUUGAGAAGUUUUACUGUGGUAAUCAGCAGCGGCACACUGAGCACGGAGCAGAAUUAGACUUCCUCACGUGUGUACGAGAUGCAGGAGGACUCGGUAAACACGUGUCAUACGCCACGUUUCAGGACUAUUAUGAAGGACUGAGCAUCGAAAUUCCUAAUGACCAGGUUUACAUCAACAUCCUGAGAAGCACCUGGAAUAUCUAAGUGUGUGUGUGUGUGUGUGUGUGUGUGGG
Clarias gariepinus (North African catfish) is the source of this 1579-nucleotide messenger RNA. It is a transcript of the gene caps2, whose product is annotated as calcyphosine 2. The transcript is spliced from 17 exons. Bases 3 to 1550 code for a protein of 515 amino acids. Lineage: Eukaryota; Metazoa; Chordata; Actinopteri; Siluriformes; Clariidae. The record is from RefSeq and is a predicted model, not a curated record.